Molecule: messenger RNA, 570 nt
Organism: Copidosoma floridanum
Lineage: Eukaryota; Metazoa; Arthropoda; Insecta; Hymenoptera; Encyrtidae
Biological process (GO): regulation of transcription by RNA polymerase II
Molecular function (GO): RNA polymerase II cis-regulatory region sequence-specific DNA binding; DNA-binding transcription factor activity, RNA polymerase II-specific
Source: RefSeq, a predicted model, not a curated record
AUGAGUGGCCAGGCGGUCGAUUUCUUCCGGCCCUGGAACAACGCGGACAAAAAGGUCGACGGGUCAUCGCCUGGGGUGGACGAGUACGAGGAUGGGGUGGCGGGCAAGGGCCCGAAGCUCAACCCGGAGGAGGACUUUGACAGCGAGAGCGACGAUUCCUCGCUGGCCGGCUCGUCGAGCAGUUACAACAGCAUAGACAGCGAACAGUCGAUCGACGGGCCAUUGCGCCAUCGCCGCCACCGUCGCUCGACGAAGCCGAUGGUCGUGGGCGCGGCGCCGGUCGUGUGCCAGGAAGUUGGGCUGCCGAGGGUGUAUCCGGCCUUCGCUCAGCCCGGGAUUUGGGACCCGCUUGGAUUGCGGCUCGAGGAGGCGGUCUACUUCAACGGCAUCGCUGCCGAGGUCGACAGGAUACACCAGCAAGAGUUCGCCGCCAAACAGAUCAAGAAGACCAGGCCCAAGAACUUCAACUGCAACUACUGCCCGGCGGCUUUUAGCAACAAUGGCCAGCUCAAGGGUCACCUCAGGACGCACACCGAUAAAAAGCCACAGGAUGUCAAGUUGACCCAAUAA